GGGGCGCCUUCUGAAGGUUGCUGUUCGCGGUGCUGAAUCCUGUCGCGACUGCAGGAGUGAAGUGGCGGACCCGAGACAUUGCUCCGCAAAUCGCCUACUUUAAUUCGCUGUUAUCUCAUCCAGCGAUUUUCGACCAUCUUUUUAUCGAGAACUGACAGUAUGAUGUUUUAGCAAAGGUGUGCAAUGGAUUCGUAAAGAGUAGCCUAAUGGAUUCGCCGUGUUCCAUCUUCGCUGUGUUGUGUCUUUGCCAGUCUCUUUCAACUACCUUCGCUGACAGCAAAUAUGGUUGCCUGUUCGAGGAUGAGCUCUGUACACCUUACGAGUUCUGCGCUAAUGACAGAGUGUUUGGAAGGUGCCUGGAGUUACCCGGUGCGGACCUGUACACCUACGAUGCCUCCGCCUCUGCUCUACAGCGCCUCAGGACUCUCCUACAGAUAUUGGCCCACAAAGGGUUGACAUGGCAGGAUGCCACCACCCAGCAUGUGAUCUCCAGAGAGCUGUCCAAGCUACGCAAGGUUCCCAUCCGAAGGCCAGAUCCCCCGUCUGCCUCCCUGACACGCUAUGGUGGAGACAGGAAGCUGAAGACGGGGGAGGCGAAACUUAGCAGGAGCGUCCAGAAGUACCUUCAAGAGCUGGGUCUCCUUCCCCAGUCUGUCGGCGCUGCUCGCCAGGAGCUCCAGCGAGAGGGGCCCCUCACUCAGAAUGAAGACUUACAACCAAAGAAGGGGAAGUCUACGUUCUACAAUCUGCAGUCUGCAGUUCCACCCCAGAGGGGUAAUGUCUUCACCCAGGGGGCCAUAGGGAGCUGGAGAUCCCCAGUGGAGACUGCCUACUCCAGCCAGGAGCCAGGGAGGGCCGGGGGGAGUGCCACAGGGCUGGCUGCCCAGCUUGAGCGCUACAUGGCUGGAGCAGCACACACCCAGAGCCGCCCAGUACCAGGAGCAGAGGUGGGAUCAGUGGUGGGACCCAAGGGGAAGCUCUACUAUGUCAGCUAUGCACGCCCUGGUGGUCAGGUAGAACCUCAGACACAACUUGGUGGCAGUGGCUCCAAACCUCCAAGACCCAACAUAGACAGGCUUCUUUUCAAGGCUGCGUCCAACCAUCAGGUGCCCAAGGAGCAGCUCAGUACGGUGGAUGAGCGGUUCAUCCUGAACGUGGUCAACCAGCUGGGGAGGCAGAGAGUGAACAUGGACAGUCUGAUGGGUAAAGACCUGAACCAGCUGGCAGACAUAAUCUCUGGUGCCCUGCAGGUGGUGGAUGAGGAGGGGCCUGAGGCCAGAGCCAAGCCCAGGCUCGUGGGACACAUACGGGACAGGCAGAUGAAGAGAGAGCCGCUGCAUUCCAUGGACCAGGGUGAGGAGGACCAAGUGGACUUGUUGGAGCAAGAUGCUAUGCUUCAAGGGAAACAAAUGGUGGAUGCAGACUCUGAGCCUAAUGACAAGGACCCAAUCUUAGUUAGUAAGCUCUUGGAGUACCUCAACAUGGACCCCUUCAGUGAUGCCCCUGAUGCCGAGCUGGAGGUUGGUGAUGCUGGUGGUGCUGCAGGCAACCCCUCCAUUGAGGGCCAGAGAACAGUGGGUCUGGAGAACGUAAGGAGCAGGACCACACAGGGCCAAGUGCCUGUACCACACCCCUGGGAGGAGAGGAGCAUGACCAUGGGAGGAGAGGAUGGAGCUCCAGACCAGCCAGAUGAUGGAACCUCAGACCAACCGGUGGAUGUCCAGGGUUCUGACUCCCUGGUAGACUCUGAGGUGGAGAGGUGGAUGUACGGUACCGAAGCUCCUUCUCCUCCGGCGGCUGAGACGGACCUCCUGGCAGAAGAACCACAGGGGAGAAAUCUCCUAGCAGAACCACAGAAGAAGGACAUGCGACUCCAGGAGGAGGUGGUACAUAUGGGAGUCAAAGCUUACUCAAAGUCACCGCAAGGGAAAGACCACCACAGCGACAUUGGCUACAUCAUUACAGACACAGACUCCCUCACCUCUGACCAGGGCUUGGACCUGAUGGAACGUCUGGGUCGGAGGGUCAACCUCCACUUGACCGACCUUCUCCACCUCUCAGUGCUGGGUCCAGCUGUAACCUUCAGGGUGGGCACCAACCAUCACAAUGUUAGCACUGCAGAUGUGGCUCACGUUGCAGUUCAGCAGAAGAAGCAGCUGGAGAAGGAGACAGGUGUGAAGAUCCUGGAGGCUGGAGUCAGCGAUAAGGGAAGCUUGAGGCAGAUCCCGGUGGUCACGGAGAGUCGUCUGGAGUCUGGUCAGUUCCUGGUCUUGACCGUCAUCUCCAUGGUCCUGAUCAUGGGGGCGCUGGCAGCGUCUGGCUGGCUCUUCUGCCUGCGCCACCGCUCCCACCUCCAAAUGAAGGAGAAACUAGCCAGCCUGGGGACUGACACCAGUGCUGAUGCAACUUCAACCUAUCAGGAGUUGUGUCGCCAGCGGAUGGCUGUGCGGACAUCAUCAGAGCGUCCGGAGCGCCCGGAGCCUCUACGGCACCACUCGCGGCUGAACAGCGCGUCGUCUCAGUUCAGCGAUGGGGGGCCCAUGGCCAGCCCAUCUGCCCGUAGCUCCACCUCAUCCUGGUGCGAGGAACCUGUCCCCGCCAACAUGGACAUCUCCACCGGACACAUGAUACUGUCGUACAUGGAGGACCACUUGAAGAACAAGAACCGUCUGGAGAGGGAGUGGGAGGCGAUGUGUGGCUACCUGGCUGAGCCCGGCGCCUGUAACGUGGGCCAGGACAAACACAACGCCAAGAAGAACCGCACCGACGCCGUGGUCGUCUACGAUCAUUCCAGAAUAACCUUGAAGGCCGAGAAUAACCAUGGCAACUCCGAUUACAUCAAUGCUAGCCCAAUUAUGGACCAUGACCCGAGGAACCCCAUGUACAUCUCUUCACAAGGCCCUCUACCCUCCACCAUGGCGGACUUCUGGCAGAUGGUGUGGGAGAAUGGCUGCGUGGUCAUCGUCAUGCUGACGCCCCUGUCGGAAAAUGGAGUCAAACAGUGUCAACAGUACUGGCCGGACGAGGGCUUCAAUGUCUACCAUGUUUAUGAGGUGAACCUGGUAUCGGAACACAUCUGGUGUGAGGACUUCCUGGUCAGGAGUUUCUACCUGAAGAACCUGCAGACCAACGAGACGCGCACCGUCACGCAGUUCCACUUCCUUUCCUGGGUGGACCGCAGCAUCCCUGACUCAGCCAGGAUCAUGCUGGACUUCCGUAGAAAGGUUAACAAGUGCUACCGGGGUCGGUCUUGUCCAAUAAUUGUCCACUGCAGUGACGGAGCUGGCAGAAGCGGAACGUACAUUCUGAUUGACAUGGUCCUCAAUAGGAUGGCUAAAGGUGCUAAAGAGAUUGAUAUUGCCGCUACCCUGGAGCACUUGAGAGACCAAAGACCCGGCAUGGUCCAGACAAAGGAGCAGUUUGAGUUUGCGCUGACAGCCGUGGCGGAGGAGGUGAAUGCCAUCCUGAAAGCACUUCCGCAGUGAAACAACACCGCAGCGCACCGCACCAUGCCAUGUCUCGCUGUCUAAACACACGUUCCUCUGCCCACUCAAGACUGACAUCUCGUCCAUGUCCCAAACGGCACCCUAUUCCCUACAUAGCGGACUACUUUCUUUUUUUUAUAUAACAGGUCCUAUAAUAGGGUGCCAUUUGGGACACAUACUUCUUCUCCUCCUUUCUCUCCCCUCUGAUUCUCUCGCUCUCAAUCUCUCUCUUGGUAUACUUAUGAAUGUUGUGCCAGAUACUUGAGCGACCUGGUCUUCUUAACUGUGAUAUAUUCUGUUUGCGGUUGUUAUCGAUCAUAGGUUUUAGUGCCCCUAACAGAUAGCUAGACAAGAUAACAUGUGUUCUCGCUCUCUCUCUCUCUCUUUAUGAUCUGAAUAAUGUGUUAAACUUAGGAUCAGAUACUUGGUUAUUGAUGUGAUGUAUGUAAUAUUGUAUUCAAGGCCCAGACAUCUGUGUCCUGUAUAUAGAGAAGAUGCUUAAGAGAAGGAUGUCGAAGUGAUCUUUACUAUUUAAGUUCUGAGACAUAUACUACGACCCCCUUCAAAUACAGUUGAAGUCGGAAGUUUACAUACACCUUAGCCAAAUACAUUUAAACAGUUUUUCACAAUUCCUGACAUUUAAUCCUAGUAACAAUUCCCUGUCUUAGGUCAGUUAGGAUCACCACUCAAUUUUAAGAAUGUGAAAUGUCAGAAUAAUAGUAGAGAGAAUGACUUAUUUCAGCUUUUAUUUCUUUCAUCACAUUCCCAGUGGGUCAGAAGUUUACAUACACUCAAUUAGUAUUUGGUAGCAUUGCCUUUAAAUUGUUUAACUUGUGUCAAACUUUUCGGGUAGCCUUCCACAAGCUUCCCACGAUAAGUUGGGUGAAUUUUGGCCCAUUCCUCCUGACAUGGCUGGUGUAACUGAGUCAGGUUUUUAGGCCUCCUUGCUCGCACAAGCUUUUUCAGUUCUGCCCACAAAUGUUCUAUAAGAUUGAGGUCAGGGCUUUGUGAUGGCCACACCAAUACCUUGACUUUGUUGUCCUUAAGCCAUUUUGCCACAACUUUGGAAGUAUGCUUGGGGUCAUUCUCCAUUUGGAAGACCCAUUUACGGCCAAGCUUUAACUUCCUCUUGGAAGUCUUUAGAUGUUGCUUCAAUAUAUCCACAUAAUUUUCCUACCUCAUGAUGCCAUCUAUUUUGCGAAGUGCACCAGUCACCCCCACAACAUGAUGCUGCCACCCCCGGUGGGAUGGUGUACUUCGGCUUGCAAGCCUCCCCCUUUUUCCUCUAAACAUAACGAUGGUCAUUAUGGCCAAACAGUUCUAUUUUUGUUUCAUCAGACCAGAGGACAUUUCUCCAAAAAGUACGAUCUUUGUGCAGUUGCAAACCGUAGUCUGGCUUUUUAAUGGCAGUUUUGGAGCAGUGGCUUCUUCCUUGCUGAGCAGCCUUUCAGGUUAUGUAGAUAUAGGACUCGUUUUACUGUGGACAAAGAUACUUUUGUACCUGUUUCCUCCAGCAUCUUCACAAGGUCCUUUGCUGUUGUUCUGGGAUUGAUUUGCACCUUUUCACCAAAAUACAUUAAUCUCUAGGAGACAGACCGUGUCUCCUUUCUGAGCGGUAUGACGGCUGUGUGGUCCCAUGGUGUUUAUACUUGUGUACUAUUGUUUGUACAGAUGAACGUGGUACCUUCAGGCGUUUGAAAAUUGCUCCCAAGGAUGAACCAGACUUGUGGAGGUCUACAUUUUGUUUCUGAGGUCUUGGCUGAUUUCUUUUGAUUUUCCUAUGAUGUCAAGCAAAGAGGCACUGAGUUUGAAGGUAGGCCUUGAAAUACAUCCACAUGUACACCUCUAAUUGACUCAAAUUAUGUAAAUUAGCCUAUCAGAAGCUUCUAAGACCAUGACAUAAUUUUUUGGAAUUUUUCAAGCUGUUUAAAGGCACAGUCAACUUAGUGUAUGUAAACUUCUGACCCACUGGAAUUGUAAUACAGUGAAUUAUAAAUGAAAUAAUCUGUCUUUAAACAACUGUUGGAAAAAUUACUUCUGUCAUGCACAAAGUAGAUGUCCUAACUGACUUGCCAAAACUAUAGUUUGUUAACAAGAAAUCUGUGGAGUGGUUACAAAACGAGUUUUAAUGACUCCAAUCUAAGUGUAUGUAAACUUCCGACUUCAACUGUACUUUCGAACUGCAUCCUUCCGUCAUUGAGUUAACAGAUCUAUAUAUGAUUGGAUUGGUGUAAGCAAGGUUAUCGUCCUUUUACUUCCACCAAUCCAACCAAUUCAUAUAUGUGAUUAUUUUACUGAAGGUUAGAAGGAAGGAUUUCAUUCCUGAAGUAUUUUAACAGGGCUGGACUGUGAGGUUUAGUUGUUCUCUUGUGCAGGGAUUCUUGCAGCAGACUGUAUUCAUGGGUUUGACAUUGUUAUGUAUAUGAAUGUAAUACCGGGAAUAUUUAAACGUCCCCGAAAUAUAUUGAUUACAAAUAGAGUGAUAAAUAUAGCUAUUAACAAUAUGAUAUGAUUAAGCUGAAUUAUAUUGACAUUGUUCAUUCUAUUUGUUUUGUCCUUUUAAUUGACAGAAUAUUGUGACGUGUGCAGGUGAAGUCCAUAGCCGGGGUGUCAAAUAUACAGUGAGGGAGUCCAAUCUGGCCCGUGGGUGGAACUUUUCGUUUGGGGAGGGGGGAAAUUAACUUAAUUCACUUUACAAUGACUAAAACCAAAUGGAAACUGUAGAAAUUAUAAUGGACCUACACUCAUACAGUUUCUUGACUGCGUCCAGCUAGCUAAUAAUCACCUAAAUGAAAACUAGACAGUCAGGAAGAUUAGAAAAUUCCAAAAAAUGAUGGACUAUAAAAAUGUUUGAAAUAUAACCAAUUUUCAGUGCGGCCCUCUGGAUCUCUUUGAAAACCGAAUGCAGCCCCUGGGGCAAAAUUAGUUUGACACCCCUGAUGUAUAGAAUAUAAAUGAUUGGAUCCCUGUAGUGCUAUUAAAAUGUUUACUGAACUCUUCAAUGAAAACCAUAUAUUUUGUGUGGAAAUAAAAAUGAUAUCCGAUUGAUAAUAAACCAUAGAACGGUUGACCAGA
Messenger RNA from Oncorhynchus keta (chum salmon), 6560 nucleotides. It is a transcript of the gene ptprn2, whose product is annotated as protein tyrosine phosphatase receptor type N2. Lineage: Eukaryota; Metazoa; Chordata; Actinopteri; Salmoniformes; Salmonidae. The record is from RefSeq and is a predicted model, not a curated record. Gene Ontology annotation, cellular component: secretory granule. Gene Ontology annotation, biological process: protein dephosphorylation. Gene Ontology annotation, molecular function: protein tyrosine phosphatase activity. The transcript is spliced from 22 exons. The coding region runs from base 207 to 3485 and encodes 1092 amino acids.